CCCGCCCCGCCGGUGUCCCUACGCGCUGCGCUAAGGUCACAGCUGUCAUUCGGUGUCUAACCAGCCGUCAGCCGGAGGAGGCAGAGGAUCCCCAGCGAGGAAGGUGCAGGAAAGACCCAGCUAAACCAGCAACAUGUCUCUGUCUAACAAACUCACCCUCGACAAGGUGGACGUGAAGGGGAAGCGCGUCAUUAUGAGGGUUGACUUCAACGUUCCCAUGAAGGACAAGCACAUCACAAACAACCAGAGAAUCAAGGCGGCCCUUCCCAGCAUCCAACACUGCCUGGACCACGGGGCCAAGUCCGUCGUGCUGAUGAGCCACCUGGGCCGUCCUGAUGGAAACUUCGUGCCUGAGAAAUACUCCCUGGAGCCCGUUGCUGCCGAGCUCAAGACCCUGCUGGGAAAGGAUGUCACCUUCCUGAAGGACUGUGUGGGUGCAGAGGUGGAAGCUGCCUGCGCUAACCCUGCCACCGGAUCCGUCAUCCUGCUAGAGAACCUCCGCUUCCACGUUGCCGAGGAAGGAAAGGGCAAGGACGCCUCCGGAAACAAGACCAAGGCAUCCCAGGGGGAGACUGACUCCUUCAGGGCCUCUCUGUCCAAACUGGGAGAUGUUUACAUUAACGAUGCCUUUGGCACAGCUCACAGAGCGCACAGCUCCAUGGUGGGAGUGAAUCUGCCUCAGAAGGCAGCUGGUUUCCUGAUGAAGAAGGAGCUCGACUACUUUGCCAUGGCUCUGGAGAAACCUCAGAGGCCCUUCCUGGCCAUCCUCGGAGGAGCGAAGGUGAAAGAUAAGAUCCAGCUGAUCAACAACAUGUUGGAUAAGGUUGAUGAGAUGAUCAUCGGCGGCGGUAUGGCCUUCACCUUCCUCAAAGUCCUCCACAAGAUGGAGAUCGGUAACUCACUCUACGACGAGGAGGGGGCUGGCAUUGUCAAUGACCUGAUGGCCAAAGCCAAGAAGAACGGCGUCAAGAUCACACUGCCUGUCGACUUCGUCACUGCUGACAAGUUUGAUGAGAAAGCAACCACCGGCACCGCCACUGUCGCCGCUGGAAUCCCCGCCGGCUGGAUGGGUUUGGACUGUGGACCAGAGAGCUCUAAGGCCAAUUUGGAGGCGGUGGGCAGGGCCAAGCAGAUUGUGUGGAACGGCCCAGUUGGUGUGUUUGAGUGGGACAACUUUGCCAAAGGGACGAAGAACCUGAUGGACAAAGUGGUCGAGGUGACCAAGGCGGGUUGCAUCUCAAUCAUCGGUGGGGGCGACACUGCCACCUGCUGUGCCAAGUGGAACACAGAAGACAAGGUCAGCCAUGUCAGCACAGGAGGCGGUGCCAGCCUGGAGCUGCUGGAGGGUAAAGUCCUGCCUGGCGUGGACGCCCUCAGCAGUGUCUAAACCUCCCAACAGCCCAUUGAUGUGUGUGGGGUGUGUGUGAGUGAGUGAAUGAGAGGUGGGUAGCUACUCAGCCAGACUCCUGUUUACUCCUGAAACCUCCCCAGCUGCAAAAAAAAAAAAAAAAACGCACUUGCUUUAUCAACCAUUUCAUCUUUUAUUCCAGCUUUGUUUUGUAAAGUAAUGCCAGUUGUGAUUCACAGGGGAAUAAUUACGUUUGCCUCAGAUGUAUCGAUGCUGUCUGUAACAAGCAGAGACUUCUGCUUUAUUGUAACAUGCUGAUGAAACUCUUCAAGGCAAACUGCUGGAGACAGGAAUCAUAACUUGACAGUGAUGGCUAAGUUUCGAGAAUUAAGAUCUGUUUAUACUUAAAAAGAUUAAAUGGCUUGAUAAGGUGAAAGUUGUUUUUUGCUCAGGUGAUGAUAAUAUUUCCUGUUGACCUGCUGAACACUCUCCACAGCGUUACCUUCACCUGAAUCUGGGUUUAAAUAGCAGGUGCAGUGGUUCUGCUUUACCUCUCCGCUUGCUUUCUCUCUGACUCAUCAGGAUUUCUGCUGUGUUUCUUUUCAAAAUCAGGAGUCGUCAGAGCUCACCCCUGAGGAAUUUGAACACUGGAUCGUGUGCGAGUGAAUGUGUGUAUUGGUCACUUUUCCGUACCCGCCCUUGAAGGUCACAACACCACCCUCAACAGCGUCGGCUCUGGUCAUCUGUCUCUGGCUGUUGGUUUAUGAGCAGCGUCAGACUGAGAUGUGGUGAGAUGUGUGAUCUCAGCCGAUCUGUUCAGGUUAAUAAAACCAUCUCUGUGUAAAA
This is a messenger RNA of Xiphias gladius (swordfish), 2194 nucleotides long. It is a transcript of the gene pgk1, whose product is annotated as phosphoglycerate kinase 1. Gene Ontology annotation, biological process: glycolytic process; gluconeogenesis. Lineage: Eukaryota; Metazoa; Chordata; Actinopteri; Istiophoriformes; Xiphiidae. Gene Ontology annotation, molecular function: phosphoglycerate kinase activity; ATP binding; ADP binding. The record is from RefSeq and is a predicted model, not a curated record. Bases 134 to 1387 code for a protein of 417 amino acids. Gene Ontology annotation, cellular component: cytosol. The transcript has 11 exons.